CUACAGGGAUUGUCUUCUCUGAGUCACAUCACGACUCAUUCAUUCACCAAGAAGUCUUUAAAAUAGGACCUCUGCUGACACGAUCACAUCACUAGUUUUCCAUGGAAAUCAUGCUAAAGAAACAUCUUCUGCUGAUCACCAUGCUGUUCUGGGGGAACAUUUUUACCGAUGGGUUACAGAAUAAUACAGAAGACAAACCAGAUGUAUCAAAAGAAACGACAACUAUAACAGUUAAAGACAACAAUGCCCAGUCUACUGACAAUUCUUAUACUACCAAAGUUGCUUCUGGGUGCACAAUAGGAGGUGCUGCGAUCACGACUUUGGUUUCAAUUAUGUGGAGAAUACUGAAAAAGAGACGGAGCAAUAAAAACAACUAUAAAUAUAAUAAUAAUGACAACACGACACCUUGGAGGUGUUUGGUUAUUUCUGCAGAUACAGACUGUUGUAAUUGUUUUAUAUGCAUGCAAGAAAUAUGAACGGAAAGAUAAGCUAUCAACCAGAAUAGGUGCGUCAGUUUUUUUGUUUGUUUUUGUC
Messenger RNA from Pomacea canaliculata, 534 nucleotides. RefSeq lists its product as uncharacterized. Lineage: Eukaryota; Metazoa; Mollusca; Gastropoda; Architaenioglossa; Ampullariidae. The record is from RefSeq and is a predicted model, not a curated record. Bases 102 to 476 code for a protein of 124 amino acids. The transcript is spliced from 6 exons.